UAUAUCAUUGUGUAGCAACCAUUUUGUAAGACUAGGUGUUUCUGCUUUCCCGGCGUCUUUGCUAACUCGUGAGCGCGGAGCUGCUCUUCCUCAGAAGGGAGAAAUUUUACAGCGUGAUUCUUUAGAUAUUGAAGAAUCUGUCAGUAAGACGUUCAGGAAUGCCGGGACUCAGCUGUAGGUUUUACCAGCACCGGUUCCCGGAGGUGGAGGAUGUGGUGAUGGUGAACGUGCGCUCCAUCGCCGAGAUGGGUGCUUACGUCAGCCUGCUGGAGUACAACAACAUCGAGGGAAUGAUCUUGCUAAGCGAGCUCUCGCGCCGUCGUAUCCGCUCCAUCAACAAACUUAUUCGCAUCGGACGCAACGAGUGUGUGGUGGUCAUUCGAGUGGACAAAGAAAAAGGAUAUAUCGAUUUGUCGAAGAGAAGAGUUUCUCCAGAGGAGGCCAUUAAGUGUGAAGACAAGUUUACCAAAUCCAAGACUGUGUACAGUAUUCUGAGGCACGUGGCGGAGGUGUUGGAGUACACUAAGGACGAGCAGCUGGAGAGUCUGUACCAGCGCACUGCCUGGGUCUUCGAUGAGAAAUACAAGAAACCAGGAUAUGGCGCUUACGAUGUGUUUAAACAAGCCGUGUCUGAUCCUGCCAUCCUGGAUGGGCUGGACCUGACAAAAGAGGAGAGGGAUGUACUCAUCGAUAAUAUCAACAGGCGGCUCACACCACAGGCUGUCAAAAUCAGAGCAGAUAUCGAGGUGGCGUGUUACGGCUAUGAGGGGAUUGAUGCUGUUAAAGAAGCCCUGAGGGCCGGACUGAAUUGCUCCACAGAAGCCAUGCCAAUCAAGAUCAACCUAAUUGCUCCCCCACGGUAUGUGAUGACCACCACCACUCUGGAACGGACUGAGGGUCUCUCCAUGCUCAACCAGGCCAUGGCGGUCAUUAAGGAGAAGAUUGAGGAGAAACGAGGAGUUUUCAAUGUCCAGAUGGAGCCCAAGGUGGUUACCGAUACAGAUGAGACAGAGCUACAGAGACAGCUGGAGCGUUUGGAGAGAGAGAAUGCUGAGGUGGAUGGAGAUGACGAUGCUGAGGAAAUGGAAGCAAAAACUGAAGAUUAACAAGCCCUUGGUGUGUUAAAGGAGUUGAGGAGGUGAAGCGCCUGCAGCAGCAAGCAGACCCUCGUGGAGGGGAUACAGAGAUAUUCAGAAUAUGAACUGUUUUUGUAUCCUGUCAAAGUGGAGUGGGUAUAUAAACAUGUAAAAGGAAAAAAAAGGAAAAUAAAAAUUUAUAGACAAACUAAUAACGUUGGGUUUUGACCCCUCUGCAUAAAAGGUGAAUGGACUUCAACUGUCUUUCCCAUUUUACUUAAAGAAAUCACAAUCUAAAUUCAUUUUAUUAAAAAAAAAAGAUUACUUUUAUUGAAAA
Molecule: messenger RNA, 1413 nt
Organism: Silurus meridionalis
Lineage: Eukaryota; Metazoa; Chordata; Actinopteri; Siluriformes; Siluridae
Gene: eif2s1b
Product: eukaryotic translation initiation factor 2, subunit 1 alpha b
Exons: 8
Coding region: 159-1106 (315 amino acids)
Cellular component (GO): multi-eIF complex; eukaryotic translation initiation factor 2B complex; eukaryotic translation initiation factor 2 complex
Molecular function (GO): translation initiation factor activity; ribosome binding; RNA binding
Source: RefSeq, a predicted model, not a curated record